UUGAGGUAGAAACAGAAAUUCCUCUUCAAAGGAUUCUCACUGGUGAGCUAGGGUCGUGCCCUAGGCUUCACUCUGCUUUUUUUGCUUCACAGGAUCGGGAAAGGUUUGUGUUCCCGAAGCCUUGGGAGUUGUUACAGGCUAAGGAGAAGGGAUCUCAGUCUCUAGGAAGGGUCGCCCUCCUAGAGGCAGCUACUAUCGUAUCUCAGGAGUCUGUGGUGUUUCUAGAGCAGGCUUUGCUUUCACCAAAUCCAAGGAGGUGACAGGAGGAGUCCCUGCACAGGACUUAAGGAUGCUGUGACCAGACAUGGGAUCACGGAACAGCAGCAGCGCAGGAACUGGGUCCGGAGACCCCUCCGAGGGCUUGCCCCGAAGAGGGACUGGCCUGCGUAGGAGUGAGGAAGAGGAAGAGGAGGAUGAAGAUGUGGAUCUGGCCCAGGUACUGGCCUAUCUCCUACGCAGAGGCCAAGUGAGGUUGGUGCAGGGAGGAGGUGCAGCAAAUUUACAGCUCAUCCAGGCCCUCUCGGACUCGGAGGAAGAGCAUGACAGUGCCUGGGAUGGUCGUCUUGGAGACCGAUACAACCCACCCGUGGAUGCAACCCCUGACACCCGGGAGCUGGAAUGCAAUGAGAUCAAGACACAAGUGGAAUUGGCCACAGGGCGGCUGGGGCUUAGGCGGGCAGCCCGGGAGUACAGCUUUCCUCAAAUGCUGCACCAGAGAGAACGGGGCCUCUGCCACCAGGGAAGCUUCUCCCUUGGAGAACGGUCUCGAAUGAUGUCUCACUUCUUGCCCAAUGAUCUGGGCUUCACUGAUACCUACUCUCAGAAGGCUUUCUGUGGCAUCUACAGCAAAGAUGGUCAAAUCUUCAUGUCUGCUUGCCAAGACCAGACAAUCCGACUCUAUGACUGCCGGUAUGGCCGCUUUCAUAAAUUCAAGAGCAUCAAGGCCCGGGAUGUAGGCUGGAGCGUCUUGGAUGUGGCCUUCACCCCUGAUGGGAACCAUUUCCUUUACUCCAGCUGGUCUGAUUACAUUCAUAUCUGCAACAUCUACGGGGAGGGAGACACACAUACUGCCCUGGAUCUAAGGCCAGAUGAGCGUCGCUUUGCUGUGUUCUCCAUCGCUGUCUCCUCAGAUGGGCGAGAAGUGCUAGGAGGGGCCAAUGAUGGCUGCCUGUACGUCUUUGAUCGAGAACAGAACCGACGUACCCUUCAGAUUGAGUCCCAUGAGGAUGAUGUGAAUGCGGUGGCCUUUGCUGACAUCAGCUCCCAAAUCCUGUUCUCCGGGGGUGACGAUGCCAUCUGCAAAGUGUGGGAUCGACGCACCAUGCGGGAGGAUGACCCCAAGCCCGUGGGUGCACUGGCUGGACAUCAAGAUGGCAUCACCUUCAUUGACAGCAAGGGAGAUGCCCGGUAUCUCAUCUCCAACUCCAAAGACCAGACCAUCAAGCUCUGGGAUAUCCGACGCUUUUCUAGCCGGGAAGGCAUGGAAGCCUCUCGCCAGGCUGCCACACAGCAAAACUGGGACUACCGCUGGCAGCAGGUGCCCAAAAAAGCCUGGCGGAAGCUGAAGCUCCCAGGGGACAGCUCCUUGAUGACCUACCGGGGCCAUGGGGUGCUGCAUACCCUCAUCCGCUGCCGAUUCUCCCCCACCCAUAGCACCGGCCAGCAGUUCAUCUACAGUGGCUGCUCCACUGGCAAAGUGGUCGUGUACGACCUCCUCAGUGGCCACAUCGUGAAGAAGCUGACCAACCACAAGGCCUGUGUGCGUGACGUCAGCUGGCACCCCUUUGAGGAGAAGAUUGUCAGCAGUUCGUGGGACGGGAACCUGCGUCUGUGGCAGUACCGCCAGGCUGAGUACUUCCAGGAUGACAUGCCAGAGUCUGAGGAACACCCGAGCACCCCUGCCCCAAUGUCCCACCCCUCUACAGCCUUUUCCUCGCCUCAGUAGAUCUGACUUCCAGCCCCAUUCAUGGGGGACACGGCUUCAAGCCCUGGUCCAGGAAGAUCCCACAUGCUGUGUAGCAACUAAGCCCAUGCGCUGCAAGUACUGAGCCUGCACUCUGGAGCCCGCAAGCCACAACUGCUGAGCCCGCAUGCCACAGCUACUGAAGCGCGUGCACUUAGAGCCCAUGCUCCACAAGAGAAGCCACCGCAAUGAGAAGCCUGCGCACCGCAAUGAAGAGUAGCCCCCACUCACCACUGCUAGAGAAAAGCCCGUGUGCAGCAACGAAGACCCAAUGCAGCAAAAAACAAAUAAUUUUUUUAAAAAAGAAAACUAUAAAUUCCAUUUGAAAAAAAUGCAUUUCUAAUACAAUUUUAGUUUAUUAUUAUCAAACUGUGUGAAAUAUUUG
Molecule: messenger RNA, 2348 nt
Organism: Mesoplodon densirostris (Blainville's beaked whale)
Lineage: Eukaryota; Metazoa; Chordata; Mammalia; Artiodactyla; Ziphiidae
Gene: DCAF11
Product: DDB1 and CUL4 associated factor 11
Exons: 15
Coding region: 305-1945 (546 amino acids)
Biological process (GO): proteasome-mediated ubiquitin-dependent protein catabolic process
Cellular component (GO): Cul4-RING E3 ubiquitin ligase complex
Molecular function (GO): protein binding
Source: RefSeq, a predicted model, not a curated record